AGAUUUAAUUUUUCAGAAGUCUCAGAGUCUAUACCUAUAUAAUAAAUCAAACAUGGCGACUAAUGGAAUUGCUGAAGAAUUGAAUCUCACAAAGCCUCUGCAAGAGGAUGAUCCUGAUCUUUAUUCAAUUAUUCAGAAGGAGAAGAGACGUCAAAGAUGUGGUCUGGAAAUGAUUGCAUCAGAGAACUUCACAUCUCGUGCUGUGCAGGAAUGCUUAAGCAGCUGCCUUACCAAUAAAUAUUCAGAAGGAAUGGUUGGCCAAAGGUACUACGGAGGUAAUGAGUUCAUCGAUCAAGUGGAGUCUCUGUGCCAGCAGAGAUGUCUGGCAGCGUUUGGUCUUGAUCCUGAGAAGUGGGGAGUGAACGUACAGCCUUACUCGGGGUCUCCUGCUAACUUUGCUGUGUACACUGCACUGGUGGGGCCGCAUGGCAGGAUUAUGGGCCUGGACUUGCCUGACGGAGGGCAUCUGACGCACGGUUUCUACACGACUACCAAGAAAGUGUCGGCGACUUCAAUAUUUUUUGAGUCCAUGCCUUACAAGGUUGAUCGUAAUUCUGGGCUCAUUGACUACGACAGGCUUGAAGAAAAUGCCAACCUCUUCAAGCCCAACCUGAUCAUUGCAGGUGUAAGCUGCUACCCUCGCAGCCUGGACUACGCUCGGUUCCGUGGUAUCUGUGACCAGGUGGGCGCGCUGCUGAUGGCUGACAUGAGCCACGUGAGUGGACUUGUCGCUGCCGGCCUGGCGCCCUCGCCCUUCGAACACUGCGACGUGGUCACCACCACCACACACAAGACGCUCAGGGGACCCAGGAGUGGCGUGAUCUUCUACAGGACUGGCGUGAAGGGCGUAGACAAGUCAGGAGCAGCGGUGCCCUACGACUACGCCAGCAAGAUCAACAGCGCUGUGUUCCCCGGGCUGCAGGGCGGCCCCCACAAUCACCAGAUUGCUGCCGUCGCCACUGCCAUGCGACAGGCUACCACCCCAGCCUUCAAGGCCUACCAGGCGCAGGUGAUCCGUAACGCGCAGACGUUGGCCGAAAGCUUCAUGGCUGCGGGCUUGGAUGUGGUCACUAAAGGCACGGACAACCACCUUGUCUGGCUCGACCUCAGGAGCUUCAAGUUGUCCGGCGCUAAGGCUGAGAAAAUUCUCGAGGAGGUGUCGAUUGCCGUCAAUAAGAAUACCGUGCCCGGAGACAAGUCCGCCUUCAGUCCAGGGGGUCUGCGCAUCGGCUCCCCCGCUCUUACCACGCGGGGGCUAAAGGAGGAACAUUUCCAGCAGAUCGUCCAAUUCAUUAUGCAAGCGUUCGAGGUGGCCAAGACAGUGCAGGCGGCGUCAGGGCCGUCGCUUGCGGCCUGGAACCAGACGCUCCAGGACGCCGUCUACCAAGCCAAGCUCGCCGACAUUAGGGAGAAAGUCGAAACCUUCGCACAAGCCUUUCCUAUGCCAGGACUCGAAUCUUUCUAGCUCAAGUGCAGCCAAUAACAUUGCAUUUUGUGCACAAAUUUAUUAGUGUACUCUCUUAUGUGCAAGUAUUCUUGCACAAGUUAAUCCAAUCAUUCAAAUUAUGCAUGGGAAAUGCUAUCAAUGACAUUUUAAUUAGUACCCGAAUCUACUUUAGUGCUUCCAAUAAAUAACUAGAAUACUUGAUGCGAAGAAUUUUGGAGCUCGAGUAACGCCGUAAAUUUACAAAUUAUUAUUAGUUGUCUUAUAAUCGUUCAGUGCCAUGACUUUAGUCAGUGCCAGGUCGUGCCAAUAUUUUCUGGAAACAUCAGCUCGGGUCGAAUCCGUUAAGCUUUAUCCCAAUGAGCGAAUUAACUUGAGUAGGUAGGCUUGAAUUUGUCUUAAAUUUAUUGUUCGAUAGGGGUUCAAUUUAAGCCACUAUUGUGUUCAAUAUCUCUGCUGACAAUGGUUAAGUUAUGCUACACUAUCUCGAUAAAACCACUAUUUUUGAUUCUGUUUAUAAUUAGUGUCGUAAAUUUAUUGUAUCUGCGUCAACAAGUUGCUGCAUUCAGGAUUCCGGUCUGCAUCAUUAGAUUGAGUCUCCAUUUUCCAUUCAUUGUUUACUAUCGAGAAUCACUUGUUAGUGGAGCGCGGUAAGCUCACGGCCAAGCUUUCUUCGAUGCCUUCCCACACGGUGAACAGUUGCUCAGGUAGUCAGUUCAUCCAUUGAAUCUUGUUAUAUUGCAUUUUUGUCAUGUCUUGCUGCAGCUUCUAUUUAUUCGCUUGCUAUUUGCGUUGAAAUAAUGACCAGUUUUAAACAAAAUAUAAACGCGAUAAAUUUGCUGGGAAAGAUUUAUCUAUAAUUUGCAUUUAUUCACAUGUUUGCAAUAUAAUUUGGACCAUAUUUUCAUAAUUUCUUAUUUAUUCGCUU
This is a messenger RNA of Hyalella azteca, 2372 nucleotides long. RefSeq names its product serine hydroxymethyltransferase (gene Shmt). Gene Ontology annotation, biological process: protein homotetramerization; L-serine catabolic process; tetrahydrofolate interconversion. Gene Ontology annotation, molecular function: protein homodimerization activity; mRNA regulatory element binding translation repressor activity; pyridoxal phosphate binding. The transcript is spliced from 10 exons. Bases 53 to 1465 code for a protein of 470 amino acids. Lineage: Eukaryota; Metazoa; Arthropoda; Malacostraca; Amphipoda; Hyalellidae. Gene Ontology annotation, cellular component: nucleus; cytosol; cytoplasm. The record is from RefSeq and is a predicted model, not a curated record.